This is a messenger RNA of Aspergillus melleus, 2223 nucleotides long. RefSeq names its product putative chromatin remodeling complex subunit (Rsc9) (gene RSC9). The coding region runs from base 1 to 2223 and encodes 740 amino acids. The transcript has 3 exons. Gene Ontology annotation, molecular function: DNA binding. The record is from RefSeq and is a predicted model, not a curated record. Gene Ontology annotation, biological process: regulation of DNA-templated transcription. NCBI's taxonomy places the organism in Eukaryota, Fungi, Ascomycota, Eurotiomycetes, Eurotiales, Aspergillaceae.
AUGAGCGCCAACACCCCCCGCACAUCUUUGCGUCAGGGCUUGCGGCAAGCCCCUAAAGCGAAUCAGCCCUUUAUCCCAGAUACUGCGCCUGUGAGGCGGUCUCAUAUUCACGCGAAUCAGUCACCACAGCCGCCGUCGGCGAGUCAAACACAUCCGACCACCCCUCUCAACCCGAAUAGUCCGCAACCGAGCAUUGACAUGUGGGAAGGAAAGGAACAGCGACAAGUUCCUAUGUCUACGCGUGAGGUAGCAACGCCGGGCAAUAGACCCGGCCUAUUUCUCAGCGUUCAUGAAGGGGGGAAGAUAGCCAAGCAACCGGACUUCUACGAUCCGUAUUUCCCGCUGAGAUACCUAGAGGUCCCUAAAUCUGAUCACAUCUACAAACGGGCACACUACGGUCUUCAGUCUGGGAUAGCGGAUGAAGUCGAUUUCGCGCUGUACCAUCUCGUUCAAAUUUCCAACCAGCGGUGGGACAAGUUCAAGUUCGAAGGUUUCCCCUUGCUUGCAGAGACAUUAAUGGAAAAAGCGAUCGAUGUCUCAGUAAUCUGCACAGGCGUCAAGUGGGAAUUACAGUAUGACUUUCGGCAACCCACGGACCGUGUCAAUGUGUUGAACUCGCUGCACGGCACACGAGACAUUCUGGAAAAAAUCAACAAUAUCCCAGUCACACUGCCUGGUGACACGCUUGAGACAUAUGAAUUCAACCACCGUCUGCGUAACGUCAAGGAAGCCACGCUAGUUCUGAGAAACAUGGUUUUACUGAAGGAGAACGCAUUUUACGUAUCACGCUACGCUAAAGGACUGCUCAGAGACUUCUUGGUUAUCCUGAUCAACCUACCCAAUCAACCUCGGCUCAACGAGAUCAAGAACGAUGCCCUGGAUAUUGCGGAGGAGGUGACCAAGUUCAUGAGAACGGACCCUGAGGACCCGCUCUGGAUCUCCCUCGUUAACUGUCUUGAAUCCUCGGACCGCGCUCAUGUUGUCCGGGCACUUUGGGCCUUGACUCAUUUCUCAACCGAGCUGGAUGAACCGGAAGCAAACCGAGCACUAGAGCGUAUAUCGAAACCGACACUGCAACAGCUCUAUUUCCAUACGCUCCUCGACGCGGACAGAGACAUCUUGAGUGGUGCGCUUGAUUUCUGGUACCAAUACACGCUGUCACGUGAAAAUAUCGAGCACAUGAUGGAUGUCUUCAACCUUUCCGUUGUCUUCGUCCCGCGGAUGAUCGCGCUAUUAACACAUGACGGGCGUCCUAGCAAGAAAGAAACUGUUCUACAAGAAGAAAAAGUGGCUCCGCCACCAACGGAAAUUCCCCGGGUACCCCCCGAGCUCCUAAAAGAGCUAAUGGAGUUAUCGGAACCGGAGCGUAGCUCCCGUUGGUUGCGUUGCUGCUUUGUCGAGGACGCGGACUGUGAAAUAACUCAGAUCGCGUUGUGGCAGGCGUAUCAGAGCCGUUUUGCAGACCCUCGUGUUCCAGGCGGCGGUGUUCUUCCAGCAGCCGAGUUCAUCAAGAAUGUCAGCACGACCUUCACGAAUGCCCAGGCCCAGGUAAUUAAUGGCCCCGGCGCCACAACCAGAUUCAUCAUCAAAGGCAUCCGCCCUCUAGAAACCGCCUACACCUUCCAAGGCUUCCCCUACAUUUACUGCAAAUGGGCGGACGCUUCGAAACAAAUGAAACCUUGCCAACGUGCCUUUGCAACCCCGACAGACCUGCGCAACCACAUCUUUGGAGAUCAUAUGAAUCUCAAGCCCACUGAAACAUCGGGUCAUUAUAACCUGGACAAGGCCGACUCUCCCAUCCAUACCUGUCUAUGGGAUAAUUGUACUAAAUUCCGUUCGUCUGGUCCCAGCGACAACACCGCUAUGGUUGCCGGCCACGUGUCGUCGCAUCUGCCUGAAGAGCGACUCACGGAUGCCGAAGCUCCAAUCUCCAAGCGUGCUGUGCUCCAGGAGCGUAUUGUGCGCAAAUGGUUCUACGUGGACACCCCAAUAAACGAACGAGGCGAGCCCAUCGGCGUGGCUUACAAAGCUGCUCUUGUUCUGCGCAAUCUUGCCAGAAAUCUCCCAAGUGGCAUCGCCCCCGGGUUCAACGGACUUCCAUGGAAGAAGGCCGUAUUCCUCAGCAACCGCCCCAAGAUUGUCGAGAUAUGGGACCGUAAUCGAUCGUUACGCAAGGAACUCACGGAACUCAUCAUGAUAAUAGAGAGAGAGGAUUACUACUAA